ACGUGUUGAGCUGUUCUCCUCUCUCUCAUUCACUUGUCAGUUCUCACUCAUCGUCAUCUCUUCUCGACUUCUCCCCAUUCUGGAGCUCCGCACUGCCAUUUGCGUCGCACAGACUGGAGUGGGGGUUGUGGGCGAGAUCGAUCGGCAUUGGAGCUGGAGUUAGAGCUUUGGUGCUCAAAAGGUGGAGAGCCCCAGGAAUAGUGUGUGUGUGCAGUGAGCAGAGAGACCAGGGUUUGCUAUUUUGGGAAGAGGAAAGGUGUGAGCUCCGCCGGUGGUGUGGGUGGAGUUGGCCGUUGAUGGCGCCGUGGAGCGGCUUGUGGGCCGGCCUUGCCGGCGGCGACGCCUACCGCGGCACGCCGGUCAUCGUCAAGAUGGAGAAUCCCAACUGGUCCAUUUCCGAGGUCGACGGUGGCGAGGAUUUCUUGCCCGGACCAGGCGGGCGGCGGCGGAGGGGGAAGAACGCGAAGCAGAUCACGUGGGUGCUGCUCCUGAAGGCCCACCGCGCCGCCGGUUGCCUGGCGUGGCUUGCCUCCGCCGCAGUCACGCUCGGCUGCGCCGCGCGGCGCCGCGUCGCCGCUGGGCGGACGGACUCCGAUGCCAACCAGGGGGAAUGCGAGGGUGAGGAGGAGGAGGCGGCCCACGCGGUGCGGCGGUCCCGGUUCUACGCGUUCAUCAAAGCCUGUCUCCUGAUGUCCGUUUUCCUCCUCGCCGUCGAGGUCGCCGCCCACUCCAACGGCCGGGGGGCCCUCGCCGUCUUCGCUGCCUCGUUCUACGCGUCGUGGGUACGCGUCCGCGCCGCCUACUUGGCCCCGCCGCUCCAGCUGCUCGCCGACGCCUGCGUCGUGCUCUUCCUUGUCCAGAGCGCUGACCGGCUCGUCCAGAGCCUUGGCUGCUUCUACAUCCUGCUCAAGCGCAUCAAGCCCAAGCCCAUCUCUCCAGCAUUGCCCGAUGCGGAGGACCCCGACGCCGGCUAUUACCCCAUGGUGCUCGUCCAGAUACCAAUGUGCAACGAGAAAGAGGUGUAUCAGCAGUCGAUUGCGACGGUCUGCAAUUUAGAUUGGCCAAGGUCCAGCCUCCUUGUACAGGUGCUGGACGACUCCGAUGACCCGACAACGCAGGCGUUGAUCAAAGAGGAGGUGGAGAAGUGGCGGCAGAACGGGGCGCGCAUUGUGUACCGCCACCGUGUGCUUAGGGAGGGCUACAAGGCCGGCAACCUCAAGUCGGCAAUGACCUGCAGCUAUGUCAAGGACUACGAGUAUGUCGCCAUCUUUGAUGCCGAUUUCCAGCCGUACCCUGACUUCCUGAAGCGAACCGUGCCACAUUUUAAGGACAAUGAGGAUCUGGGCCUUGUUCAAGCCAGAUGGUCAUUUGUGAACAAGGACGAGAACCUAUUGACACGCUUGCAGAACAUUAACUUGUGCUUCCACUUUGAGGUGGAGCAGCAGGUGAACGGUGUGUUCAUCAACUUCUUCGGGUUCAAUGGCACAGCUGGGGUGUGGAGGAUCAAGGCCCUGGAGGACUCAGGAGGGUGGAUGGAGCGAACAACGGUGGAGGACAUGGACAUUGCUGUUCGUGCACACCUGAAGGGCUGGAAGUUUGUCUUUCUGAACGAUGUCGAGUGCCAAUGUGAAUUACCAGAGUCAUACGAGGCUUACCGGAAGCAACAGCACCGGUGGCAUUCGGGGCCAAUGCAGCUGUUUAGGUUAUGCUUGCUGGACAUCAUUCAAUGCAAGAUUGCAUUCUGGAAGAAGGCCAACCUGAUAUUUCUUUUCUUCCUGCUCCGCAAGCUCAUCUUGCCUUUCUAUUCCUUCACGCUCUUCUGUAUCAUCCUCCCAAUGACAAUGUUUGUGCCUGAAGCUGAGCUUCCCAAUUGGGUCGUGUGCUACAUCCCUGCGCUGAUGUCCUUCUUAAACAUCGUCCCCGCACCGAAAUCGUUCCCAUUUAUCAUCCCAUACCUUCUCUUCGAGAACACCAUGUCUGUAACCAAGUUCAAUGCCAUGAUCUCCGGGCUGUUCCAGCUGGGAAGCGCAUACGAGUGGGUCGUGACCAAGAAAUCAGGUCGAUCGUCAGAGGGUGAUCUCACUGCCUCGGCGCCAAAGGGGCUGAAGCAACUAAAGGCUGGCUCCAUGCCAGUCAUUGAUGCAGUAAUCAAGGAGAAAUCCAAUCCCAAAGAGAAGCCCAAGAAGUACAACCGAAUAUACAAGAAGGAGCUUGCCCUCUCACUGCUUCUCCUUACCGCUGCGGCUCGGAGCUUGCUGUCGAAACAAGGGAUCCACUUCUACUUCCUGCUGUUCCAGGGCAUCUCGUUCUUGCUGGUCGGACUCGACCUCAUUGGCGAGGACAUCAAAUAAACAGACUGUAGCGUAGACAUAGAGGGUAAAUUGUUUUCUAACCAACAACCUACGGACCGUGUAUGUGCUUACAAACUUCUGUCAUCGAGGAGCGUAGGAGCUAGGAACUGGAAGGUCCGGAAGCGAAAAUGUGUGGCUCUGUGCAGUUAGCGGGUUCUUAGAACAGUGUAUGUAGAUUGUGUGUAGAUCCUUUUCGAAAAAGGUUAUGUGUAGAUAUAUGUUGUAGCAAUCACCUUCUUGGCCUGUGAAUCUUCCUAACUGUUGCAUGCCAUUCAUAUUCUUUUGUAACAUGUAUGUCGUCAAUGUUCAGGCUGGAAUUUACAUCCGAA
Molecule: messenger RNA, 2680 nt
Organism: Lolium perenne
Lineage: Eukaryota; Viridiplantae; Streptophyta; Magnoliopsida; Poales; Poaceae
Product: putative xyloglucan glycosyltransferase 10
Cellular component (GO): Golgi apparatus
Molecular function (GO): glycosyltransferase activity
Source: RefSeq, a predicted model, not a curated record